Messenger RNA from Fonsecaea erecta, 1938 nucleotides. RefSeq lists its product as hypothetical. Gene Ontology annotation, biological process: oligosaccharide catabolic process. The transcript has a single exon. Gene Ontology annotation, molecular function: alpha-amylase activity. NCBI's taxonomy places the organism in Eukaryota, Fungi, Ascomycota, Eurotiomycetes, Chaetothyriales, Herpotrichiellaceae. The coding region runs from base 1 to 1938 and encodes 645 amino acids. The record is from RefSeq and is a predicted model, not a curated record.
AUGGCAGAUACAUCACAAGUCUCAGUGCUGAAGAAGCCACCUCUCCGUCGUGCUUGGUGGAAAGAAUCCUCGGUCUAUCAGAUCUAUCCGGCAUCCUUCAAAUCAGCCAACUGUACGGUGGACGAGGCGACGGGCACGGUCAAAGGUGACCUCCGUGGCAUCAUCUCCAAGCUGGAUUACAUUGCCAGCCUGGGGGUGGACAUUGUGUGGCUCAGUCCCAUCCUCCAAUCCCCGCAGGUCGACAUGGGAUAUGACAUCUCUGACUACCGCGCCAUUUAUCCGGGGUAUGGCACGAUGGAGGACCACGAUGAGCUGAUCCAGGGCCUGCACGAUCGUGGCAUGAAGUACGUGAUGGAUCUCGUGGUCAACCACACGUCCGACCAACACGAGUGGUUCCAGCAAUCGCGCUCUUCGAAAGACAGUCCAUACCGGGAUUGGUAUAUCUGGCGCCCGCCACGCUUCGACGACAACGGCAAUCGCAUCCCACCCAAUAAUUGGGAAUCGGCGUUCUCUGGGUCUGCCUGGACCUUCGACGACGCCACGAAUGAAUACUACCUGCAUCUGUUCGCAAGUGCGCAGCCCGACCUGAACUGGGAGAACCCGGCGGUGCGGGACGCAGUCCAUGCCAUGAUGCGAUUCUGGCUGGACCGCGGGGUCGACGGCUUCCGGAUGGAUGUCAUCAACUUCAUAUCGAAAGAGCCGCACCUCCCGGACGGCGAGGUCACGCGGCCGGGGUACUUGCAGUCGGGUGCGAAAUACUUUGCCUGCGGUCCGCGGCUGCACGAAUACUUGCGCGACAUCGGGGCGAUUCUCCGACAAUACGACGCGUUCUCGGUGGGCGAGAUGCCCGGCGUCGAGGACACCCGGGAAAUCCUCAAGGCGGUGGGACAAGACCGGGGCGAGCUCGCGAUGGUGUUUCAAUUCGACAUCGUCGGCAUGGACGUCCAGCCCGGCGGGAUCAAGUGGGACCACCGGGACUUCGACCCGCGGACCUUGAAGCACGUCGUGUCGAAAUGGCAAUCGUUCAUGCUCCAGAACGCCGGCUGGAACGCCGUGUUCAUGGAGAACCACGACCAGGGACGCUCGGUCUCCCGGUAUUGCGACGACAGUGAGGCCCACCGCACCAAAUCGGCCAAGCUGCUCGCCGCACACAUGGGGCUCCUGUCCGGCACCAUCUUCGUGUACCAGGGCCAAGAGCUGGCGCAGGUCAACGUGCCGGAGAGCUGGGGGAUGGAUGAGUACAAGGACAUCGAGGCACUCAACCACUGGCAGACCGUGCUCCGAGACUUCCCGCACGACACCGAGAAACAAGCCGCCUACAGGAGGCAGUACCGGCUCAUCGGCCGCGACAACGCCCGGACGCCGAUGCAGUGGACCGCCGACGCCGACACCUACGCCGGCUUCCUCCCCGACGCGGCGCCCCCGGAUGCAAAGCCCUGGAUGUCCAUCCACCCGGACUUCGCCGAGUGGAACGCCGCGGCGCAACUCGCCGACCACGACAGCGCAUUCCACUACUGGCGGCGCGUGCUCGCGCUGCGCAAGCGGCACACGGACGUCUUCGUCUACGGCGCCUUCCAGAUGCUGGACGUGGACGUGGACAACGACGAGUGCGGGGCCGUGGUCGCGUAUGUGCGGACCGACAAUUCGGCGCCGGCGGCGGCCCCGGGCGCAGAAGAAGUCCACCACAACAAGUCGAGGACCGCCACCACCGGGCUCGUCGUGACCAAUUUCUCCGACGAGGACGUCUGGUGGACACCUCCUCCGGGGGCAGGACAGGGCGUGUUGUUUGACGGCGCGGGGCUGAGGCGAGGCGCCAUCCUGGAAGACUUUCGCAAUUACACGCGCACCGGGGAGGAAGGCAAUGCGGUCCGCAAAGACGGUGAGAAAGGCUGGGCCAUCUUGCUGAGACCGUGGGAGGUCGUGGUGGCCAUGGCCUGA